This is a messenger RNA of Teleopsis dalmanni, 2160 nucleotides long. Its product is annotated as neprilysin-4-like. The coding region runs from base 19 to 2124 and encodes 701 amino acids. Gene Ontology annotation, biological process: protein processing. Lineage: Eukaryota; Metazoa; Arthropoda; Insecta; Diptera; Diopsidae. Gene Ontology annotation, cellular component: plasma membrane. The record is from RefSeq and is a predicted model, not a curated record. Gene Ontology annotation, molecular function: metalloendopeptidase activity. The transcript has a single exon.
UAAUUUUAAUUAACAAAAAUGAAUAUAUAUAUAGUCGCAAUUGUGGUACUUUUCACUUUAGUGUCACGGAUUGCAACCACGCCAAUUGCGCAUAAAUCAGAUGUCAUUAAGCCAGUUGAUCAGAUAAAUUCUCCAUAUGUACGUGACAUCAUGCGCCGUUCCAAAGCGGCCGAAAUGCAUAACUACAUGAACACAAGCAUCGAUCCAUGCGAUGACUUUUACAAUUUUGCAUGUGGCAAUUGGUUGAAAAUAAAUCCAGCAAACUCUUUUGAACAUGUAACGACUGGCUUUUUUGAGUCGAUAACUUUAGCUUUGGACCGCAAACUAGCAUUAAUACUAAAAUCGGGAGUGCAGUACAAUGAUACGGAAACAGAUAUCAAAGUUAAGAAUUUCUAUGAAUCCUGCACAAACAUUGGUCAACUACAGUCAGGAUACAGAACAAAAUUGAAGGAAAUAAUUGCGGAGUUCGGUGAAAUGCCAGCAUUGGUUGGUGAUAAAUGGCAGGAGGAGAACUUCAAUUGGUUGGAGACAGUGGGAAAAAUUAGCUCAAAAUAUGGUAAAGAUAUAAUUCUAAGUAUUGAGGUAUUUGCAGAUUUUGCUAAAAAUUCAGAAAAUCGUGCUUAUAUUGGACAUCCAGAUUUUCCAUUAGAGAGUCGUUCAAUGUACUUAGAUAGUGUUACGGAAAUAUACCGGGAGAGCUACAAAAUAAAAAUAGCUGAUGAUUUAAAACGUUAUUUGGGCAUAAAUGAAAAAGUGGCAAAAGAAACAGCAGCAGAUAUAAUGGACUUUGAAAUUUCUUUGGCCAGUGGUAUGAUAGAUGAGAAAUUGGGUUUAGGAUUAGAUGAGAUGACACACUUAACCACAAUUGACGAAAUGCAAAAGAAAUAUUCACCAGACAUUGAUAUACGUCGUUUUUUUGAUAUAAGGAUCGGAGCUGAUUUUAAUGAAACUAUUUAUGAAUUCAUACCAGACUAUCAAGACAAUCUGAAAGAUGUUAUAAUAAGAACACCAAAGCGUAUUGUGGCUAAUUAUAUUUUCUAUAAUCUGGUUAGUGAAUUUCAGCUAAAAAUUGCUAAAACGAGAGUUCGUCAAGAAGUUUUGUGUAUAGCCAAGACUAAGUCACAUUUUGCGAAGGUAUUGGAUAAUAUGAUUUAUAGAAAAUAUAAUACCAAAACAACAGAAAUGGAUAUUGAAUUGGUAUGGAACAAACUAAAAAACAUUUAUAGAUCAAAAUUAUUAUCUACAGAACUAAGUUGGAUUGAUCUCGAUACUAGAAAGUCAGCUAUUGAGAAACUUGAUGCAAUGAAAUUGGAAAUCAACUCUUAUACUAAAGACGACUUCGCCAAGGAGUUUGCCAACUUGACAAUUAAUGGUGAGGAUUAUGUUGAAAAUAUUAAGAAUAUGUUAAAUUGGAGUGCCUCUCAAUUACUUAUUAAAUUACGUGAACCACCAAAACCAAUGGAAGCAGGCGAAUUACUUUCAUAUACCCCUGCAAAUAUUAUUAUUGAAAACACAAUAAAAGUGCCAGUAUCACUGUUACAGCCUUAUUAUCUAUGGGCUGCCAUUUAUCCAAAUGCUUUAAAGUUCGGUACUUUGGGCACGUUAGUUGGUCAUGAGAUGGUACAUGGUUUUGAUGACACAGGUCGAAGAUAUGAUAAAGAUGGAAACAGUAGAGAUUGGUGGGAUGAACUAUCUACAAAAAUAUUCACGGCAAAAACUAAAUGCUUCUCUAAUCAAUACAGUAAAUAUAUAUACGGUGGGCGUUUCCUACCAGAAAGUACUGCUCAGUCUGAAAAUAUUGCUGACAAUGGCGGAAUACGUUUGGCAUAUGAAGCUUAUUUGAAUUGGUAUGAGGAUGCAGUGCGCUCUGGGCAAAAUUUAGAAUUUGAAACAUUACCGACAUUGAAUUAUACAAGUAAACAAUUAUUUUUUAUAACAUAUGCACAAUUGUGGUGCAGUGAUAGUCAUCCAAAAAUAAGAGAUUUGCAGACAUCAACAGACUCACAUGUGCCUUCAAUGUUUAGAGUAAUUGGACCACUUUCAAAUAUGGUAGAAUUCUCGAAAGAAUUCAACUGUGAACUAGGUUCUCAGAUGAAUCCGUCAAAUAAAUGUGCAAUUUAUUAGAAAAUUUAAUAAUAUUUCAAUUUAAAUAAAAUAGAA